UCAACACGCCCAUAACGGAGAAUCAUCCGUCUUUUCUGUAUACGAGUUAUUAGUCCUCCCCUGCUCAGGGAAUGCCAUUGUGAAGGCCAGAUACUUGACUAGACCAGCUUUUGUCCGAGUAGAAAACCGUUCUCCUUCCUGCCAACAGACGAAAAAAAAAAGGAAAAUAAUCGAUUUCUUCCCUGAAAUUCCUCCUGCUACUUUUCGUGCUUCCCUUCUCUCGUCCACUACUGUGGGUUGACUUCGUUUCCCCCAUAAGCCGUAUCGACGACGUCUCGAAUCCGAUCGGAAUUUCGCUUCAACCUGAUCUAGGCCGACUUUCUGCACUGCAGCUACAUCCCUCAGCAAGAAACUGAAAGAUCAGAAUUCAUGGAAUUGGAGGCCCCGGUUGUCGAAGCAGAUCCAGCAAGAAGCAGAGGAGGCGAUGAGGGCAUGCUUCAGACACCCCUCUUGCCCUGCCCCAACUGCGACGUCCAGGUGGUGCACAAGCUGGCGCAGCUCCUGCUGCCCGGCCUCGCCGCCGCGUGCGUCGACAGCACCUUGAGGAACCCCUCCUCCUCGCUCGCCGUCCAGCUGCGCGCGGAGCUGGUCCGCUACAUCACGGCCAGGAGCACCAGCCCGCCCGAGCUCCCGACCGAGGCGGGCGACGAUCCUCUGCCCGAUCACGACGACCCGGCCGAGGCGCUGGCCACGUUCCUGGACGACUUCGCGAGCAGCAAGAGGAGCAUCGUCGUCUCCAUCUCCGGCUGGCUGCCGUACCUGGGCGGCGACGACGGCCGCGACGACAGGAUCGACGACCUCGUCCAGGAGAUGGAGGCCACCCGCUUCUGGCCGAUCGACCGGCGCCAGGCCGUCGCCCGGGACCUGCUCCGCAGCCUAGACGCCGUGUCCACCGGUGGCGCCGGAAGCAAGUUCCGGUGCCGCGACGAGCUGGAGACGGAGGAGAAGCUGGCCGACCACGUCGCCAACCGGUGCCUCUUCAGGCCCGUGCGGUGCCGGAACCUGGUCCAGGGAUGCACGGCCGAGGUCUCCGCCUGCCGCGCCGAGGAGCACGACGCGGCGUGCGCAUUCAAGAUCAUCCCCUGCGAGCAGGGCUGCGGCGCCACCGUCGCCAGGCGCCAGAUGGACAGGCACUGCGUCACCGCCUGCCCCAUGAAGCUCGCCAACUGCCCCUUCUACCUGCUCGGCUGCGAGUCCGCCUUCCCCGCCUGUAACCUCGGCUCACACUGCCAACAGUUUGUCAGAACCCACCUCCGGCUACUCCUUGAUCGCAACCAGAUAACCAACAUGGCUGAUCGUCAGGAGCUGGACCUGGAGGAGCGUCUUGCAAUGCUGGAAAAGUGUGACUCUGAUGGCACGUUGCUCAAAGCUUUGGAUGUGAGGGCUCUUACUAGUGCUCUAGCGGAGCUGGAGAAGAAGAUGAGCGCUCAAGACGGGGGAUCAUGACAGCAAAGAAGCAGUUCGCUGACAAGAUACCACAACUCUGCUCUUGCUGUGUGGAUCGGCCAUCUCUUUCAAGAUUUUUUGUAAGCUUUUGGCAAGGGUCACACAUGGUGUUCUUGCUCCAUUUUUUUGUGAUGGCUGAUUACAGUAUUUUCUGUAUGUAUGCUUUACGAUUGAGCUCAAAAACUUGAGAUGGUUGCAAUAUGCAAAUCUCAAAGAGGAUUUUGCAAACAUGAAGUUUUAAAACUGGCGCGAAAAUUUUGGCCUGAUUGGUAAAACUGCAAAUACAACAUGACCAAUCGAACUGCAACAA
Molecule: messenger RNA, 1756 nt
Organism: Lolium perenne
Lineage: Eukaryota; Viridiplantae; Streptophyta; Magnoliopsida; Poales; Poaceae
Molecular function (GO): zinc ion binding
Source: RefSeq, a predicted model, not a curated record